AUGAGAAAAACUGUUCUUCCAUUAAUUGCGGCUACUCAUGCACCCGAUAAUCAACAGCUCUCCGCAUCCCUGGAGUCCUGUUUCGACCAAAUCCAAGUUAUCAAUUCCUAUGAGAUUUUUUGUGAUAAAACGGAAAUUACCACUUGUUUUGCCUACAGUGCUUAUCUAAAAAACCAAAAUGCCAUGGUUCUAGUGUUCCGAGGCACCACUACACUUUUCCAAUUGAUCGAUGAAGGAAUUUCAUUCUUUCUUCACCCAAAAAUCCCCUUUAAUGUUACAAAAGGGGUCGUGGAUGGGUACUAUUUGAAUGCUUUUUAUGAAUUAUGGAACAAAGGAAUUCAGAAGGGUGUUGAGAAGAUUCUAGAAGAGGAAAAAGACGUCAAAAUUUGGUUUUUUGGGCAUUCACUAGGCGGUGGCUUAGCAUCGAUCGCUUCAUCCUACGUGGCGAAAACCUACGGGUUGACUGGUUCGAGAACGAAACUGGUGACUUUUGGGAUGCCAAGGAUUGGAGAUAUCGAUUUGGCCGAGGCUCACGAUGAGUUGGUUUCCGAUUCUUGGAGAAUUGAGCAUAGUAAGGAUCCGAUUCCAGCUCUUCCGCCAAGAACGUUUCCCGAUGAUAUUGAUAAAGGCUCCUUUCAUCACAAUACUGAGAUUUGGUACCCCCAUGGCAUGGCACACGGCGCGAAUUUUGAAAUUGGAUCUCGUCCCGAUACUACUGUAGGCCGAAGUGUCUUCCCGUUCAAUAUCGAGGAUCAUUUUACUUAUUUCAAUGUUUAUCUAGAAUCCUGGUAUCGUACGGGGUGUAGGAAUGAACCAGAUGCAGCUCCGUUGUUAAUGAGAAUUGGGAAAUUAUGA
This is a messenger RNA of Caenorhabditis briggsae, 855 nucleotides long. The transcript has 4 exons. The record is from RefSeq and is a predicted model, not a curated record. Lineage: Eukaryota; Metazoa; Nematoda; Chromadorea; Rhabditida; Rhabditidae. Gene Ontology annotation, biological process: lipid metabolic process. Bases 1 to 855 code for a protein of 284 amino acids.